GGCGUUCCUGACCUUUGUUUUACGAGCGAUACGCUCUGGGGGCCCGUGUCCCCCGACCGGGCGGGAGCCCGGGGCGCCUGUCUUUGAAACUGCAGGUCAAAGUCGGCAGCCGACGGCGCCCCGCGAGGCUGAGCUCCGGCCCGUGGGCCGGGCCUGGAAGCUGCCGGGGAGACCGGCUGCCCGCGGACGCGCCGCGGAGAGGCCGCCGAAAGGCCGGUGCCACGGCAGGAGGCGGAGGGCGCCGGGCCCUGGGUCCCGGAGGCUCGCCGCUGGGCCGCGCCUUCCUUCAAACCGAUCCUCCCGAGUCGGCGGAAGGCGCACCCGUGCGGGCCCCUGCACGGGUUCCUGGCGGCGGGAACAUCCCGGCCGGGCCCCGGCGACUCCCCCAUGUCCCGCCGGGAGAGCCCGGGCUCGGAUGUUCCCUCCCCCAUCAGCACACGUGCGGCUCAGCGGAGAUUUCCGUCUCACGACGACUGUCCGCUGAGGUGACGGGCGGGAGGUGCGUGAGGGCCGUCACGUGACGCCCGCGCGGCCCGCUGGGAGCUCGCGUGCCUCCCGCCACCUCAGCGGCUUCUGCGGCCUCGCACGCGCGCUCUCUCAGUUCCUGCGUCCUCGCUGACGAGAAGGUCUCACGGCUGCGUGUAGCCUGGUCUUGGGGUGGGGCUGGAGGGAGGCGGCCCGUGAGGCGAGGAGCAGGCCCGGGGAGGCGGCGGGCGCCUGCCCUGAGGGGCUUUUGUGGGGCUGGAACAGGCAUGGAGGAAAGAGCGGGCCGGGACGUGAGGAGAAUGGGGGCUGAAACGGCCCGGGGCGUCCCGAGUGGUGAGGAGAGAGGCUGCGUGAGGCCAAGUCGCUUAGUCGUGUGGCCACCGAAGCCUGCGCCUGCGGGGCCUGGGCUGCGGCGGGAGGCGGCGUUUGUCCGGGUCGAGGCCCGCUUCCGGGCCAGGCCUGGGCUCUCCUGCCGUCCUGACAGGAAAGCUAAUGUAGUUGUACAGAAACGGAGCGACCCGGUUCUGGAAGUGGCGGGCGGACUGUGCCCACCCAUCCCGUGCUCUGCGCGAGGGAGAGGGCAGGGCGCCGGGAGGCCCGGGCGGCGGUGCCGGCGGCACCACGCAUUUGGCCUGCCCGGCCCCGUGGGCGCGGGUGUUCAGGCCCGGAGAGCAGGGCAGGUGGGGGCCUGAGGGCGAACGGGGGCCUCCGCCCUUAGCGCGCCGAGGCCGUGCGCUGCGAGUUCUCCCAGGCCCUUGGCGGGGAAGUGAAGCCCGGUGCUGCCCUGGGGUGGCAGGGGACGGCGGGAGCCCCCGGGCCGGUGCGUCUUGGCCCUCGUCGGCCCGGUUUCACUGUGUUCGAACUCGCUCAACCCUCCGAGCCCUGCGUGAAAAUGAGAUGGAAUUAGAUGAACUGCAAGACCUGUUAGCGUUGGGGUUUUGUGAAGCUCUUGCCUCCGACGUGUGAUGGCGGGUCACCUGGUUAGACCUGAUGCCAGAAACCGCAAGAGACCAAGAGACCUCGAGCCUCAAAUGCCAGAUAGUCCACAACUGUCCUCUUUGGGGAAAUCAGAUUCCUCUUUCUCUGAAAGCUCUAGACUAUUUUAUAAAGAUGAAACCCUGGAGAAGGAUUUGAAUGAUAUGAGCAAAGAAAUUAAUCUAAUGUUGUCUACAUAUGCAAAGAUCUUAAGUGAAAGAGCAGCAGUAGAUGCAGCUUUCAUUGAGGAGAUGGAUGGACUCUUCAAAGAAGCCAGUGCUAUGGAAAACUAUCUAAUACAAAAAAGAGAGCUCCUCAGACAGAGUUUUACAGUGAUUGCAAACACACUGCACAAUUAAAAUUGUGUACUUAAAAUAAAUUGAGAAUUUAAGCCCUUUGUUGUAGUGAAAGAAUGACAUGCUAUGAAAACUCUCUAAUUGUUAAAAAAAUGUGGACUUUAAAUAUUGAAGGGGAAAUGGUGAAUUUCUUUUCUAGAUUUAAAAGGGGCUUUAAACCAGACAUUAAUACGAUGUAACUUUUCUUUUGAGGGUCAAAUUUUUGGCAUAUUUUAUAAAAGUGUAAAUUAUUUAAAUUAUAUAUGGAUUCUUUUCUUUUUUUUUUCCUUAACUCUCCUAGCCUUUCUUAAACUUCUGAAAGAGGACUCAGUGAGUUAAUUUGAUAAUGUUUAACACUGUCACACUUUUUCUUUUAGAAUAUUUUGUUUAAAUAAAAGAGACACAGCUUUGGAGAUAAUUUAAAAAUGUUUUUCAUGGUCAGUAUUAUUAAAAAAAAAAUUAAAACCUAAAGGUAAUUUGUCCAGUUUCUCAAUAUGUAAUAAGAUAUAACUGCUAUUGCUAUUUAAUAUUACCAUUGGAUUAUUUUCACUGUAAGUUUUAUUAUACAUUGCUAAUAAAAAUUCUUGGUUUAAAACUA
Molecule: messenger RNA, 2394 nt
Organism: Manis pentadactyla (Chinese pangolin)
Lineage: Eukaryota; Metazoa; Chordata; Mammalia; Pholidota; Manidae
Gene: TEX12
Product: testis expressed 12
Exons: 5
Coding region: 1452-1820 (122 amino acids)
Biological process (GO): synaptonemal complex assembly
Cellular component (GO): central element
Source: RefSeq, a predicted model, not a curated record